AAGCCUAGGCUUCUGGCUCGGAAGCCCUACCUCUUGACGUCACAUUUCCUGCUUUUUAGGCGAAAGAACGGAGAUUUUCAAAGAGAACUACAACGCCCUGCGGGCGGGACGAAAAGGAGUCCACUUUGGCGGACAUUUUGGCCCCUCUGCCUCAUGGGAGUUGUAGUUUUCUCAUUUAUUUUUCCCCCGAGAAUUGGCUGUAAGUUACAGAUAGGUAGUAACUGGCAGAGGUCACGUUGUACGUUUCUUUUCUAAGAGAGGCGCGUAGAGCGGGUCUGCGAUACAACCUCUGUCAGGUCCCUUUAAGGAACACCUGCAUGCGUUUCCAAUUCAGAACCCCUGGCGCAGUGUUGCCUAGUUGCAGCAAAGGCCCAGAGUCAUUGCUUUGUUAGAAGUGGAGGGUGGGGAGCCAGGAGGGAAGGGAUUAGGGCAGGUCCCAGUGGGAAUCCCCCUCCCACUUCCUGAGCCCUCUUUUUUCCCCUGCUUACUUCCUAGAGACCCAGAGAUUAGCUCCAUUAGCUCCCCGGCUCCCAAAGACAGGGUCAGGUAUGUUCAGAAAUUUGCCUGAGGGGCAAGACGCUGAAGUGCAAAAGUGAAAAGCCUCACCAGGCAGGAGAGGAACAGAGGGAGUCUCCAGGAUCCCAGGCAGAAUGUCUCAGGAGAAUAGUACAUGGAAGAGAAAGGCCCUGGGUGAUGAGCUUGCUGCCCUGAGGCUGCAGAAGCUGGAACAGCAGUGGUGGCUGUUUGAGAAGAAGCAGCGACGGAAGCGCCUAGAGCCCGUCAUGGUUCAGGCCAAUCCUGAUGCUGCCCUGCGGCCCCGGCGACCGUGGCGGCGGGAGGAGCGCCGCCUAGGCCGCAGAGGCCCUGGGAACCCUUUCCUUCGGGAGAACGUGCCAGAGGCGCAUCUGCACCCUGGUGCCCACAGUGUCCUGGGUACUGUGAGCUGCGGUGGAGAUGGCAGUGGCGAGUGUGGCCCCCUGUCGUCGUCAACAGAAGCAGAUGUUUCUGAUCUGGAGUUGGAGGAAGUCUCCAUGGAGGAUGUUCCUGCCUUGCCACCUCCUUAUGAAGAGCUUCCAGGGACUCGUCGCAGAGGCUGGGCAGCCCGCCAACAUCCUGGGGGCAGUGCUGAGAAUGAGAGCAAAUCCCAGGAUGUUGGAGAUGGAUACGAGGUGCCCAGCCUGAGACCAAACUCUGGAAUGGAUGGUGAUGGGGGUCAUGGAGACUUGGCCUCUGACAAGGGCGAAGACCUGGAAGAGAAGAAAGAGGAAUCGGAGUCUACAGGGAGGAACUCAUGCUGCGUGGCCGACAAGGAGGUGUCCGAGGCCCCAGAAGGCAUGGGCGGCGAGGGCAGCGGCGCUGCGGGGAGCUCGCCCGGCUUGCCUCCCUGCGCCCCAGGCCCUCGGCUGGGCGAGGAUAUGGCAGCGUAUGUGAUGCGGCCAGCGCUGUUCGGUCGCAUGGUGCAGUGUCUCAUCAGCCGCGACAGGCGCGGUGUAGACAAGGGCUUUUUCCCUUUCUACUAUCUCUACCUGGAGGCGGCCGACGGCCAGAAGCACUUCCUUCUCUCUGGGCGCAAGAGAAAAAGGAGCAAAACCCCUAAUUACCUCAUCUCCCUGGACCACACAGACCUAUCUCGAGAUGGGGACAACUUUGUGGGCAAAGUCAGAUCUAAUGCCUUGGGCACCAAGUUCACCAUCUUUGACAAUGGGGUGAAUCCCGAAAGGAAGAAUUUUGUCACAGAGACAGCUCGGAUCAGGGAGGAGCUGGGGGCUGUGUGUUACGAGACCAACUUCUUGGGAUUACGAGGGCCCCGGAAAAUGACUUUGAUCAUCCCAGGAAUCGACGCCCAGAACCGGAGAAUCGGUGUUCAGCCACAAAAUGAACAGGAGUCGCUACUGAGUCGGCUCCAACGGGGUGCCACCCAAGGGCUGGUCCUGAUGCAAAAUAAAGCUCCAUUGUGGAGCGACGAGAGCGGCGUCUACGUGCUCAAUUUUCACGGUCGCGUCACUCGGGCCUCGGUUAAGAACUUCCAGAUCGUGCAUCGGGAUGACCCGGACUACCUGGUGCUCCAGUUCGGCCGCAUUGCCCCAGACAUGUUCACCAUGGACUUCCGCUUCCCACUCUGCCCACUCCAAGCCUUCGCCAUCUGCUUGUCCAGUUUGGAUUGGAAGCUGGCAUGUGGGUAAAUUCAAUGAAAUCCUCUCAUCGGCUUCUGUGCCUUCUCAUUUGGAGAAAGGGCCCCAGCGUGGCUUCUUUUGCACCAGUUUUCUAUCACCCAACACCUAUGUAGAUGCUGCCUGGGUACCCCAUCCUAGGCUUUUCAGCAGCACUCGCUCUUUGGAAUUCACAGUCUGAUUGUGGGGGUAGGUCUUAACAAAAAAUCAAAAUGCUCAUCGGCGGUGAAGUAGGAAGGCACAUGGAGGCACAAACUGGCCGGCUGGGUCGGAGCAAGGCAUGUCUGAAAAAAUAUCACCAUACUACAUCUGAGAAAUCCUAGGGACCUGGCUGAGCCAGAGGGCUCAGGAAUGGGAACAUCAUGCAGUGGCCACAGCUCAUACCAAGGUCUUAAGGUGGAAGGGGGCUUGGUUUGUUGGGAAUGAAAGGAUAGCUUAGCAGGAGCCAGGAGAACCUAUGGGGACGGGCAGGGAAUGAAGCUGGAUAAGAUGGGGGCCACUCUUUUUGCUUUUGCUUUUUAGGGCUGCAGCUGAGGCAUAUGGAGAA
This is a messenger RNA of Phacochoerus africanus (Common warthog), 2718 nucleotides long. It is a transcript of the gene TULP2, whose product is annotated as TUB like protein 2. The transcript has 13 exons. The record is from RefSeq and is a predicted model, not a curated record. NCBI's taxonomy places the organism in Eukaryota, Metazoa, Chordata, Mammalia, Artiodactyla, Suidae. Gene Ontology annotation, biological process: protein localization to cilium. Gene Ontology annotation, cellular component: cilium. Bases 651 to 2183 code for a protein of 510 amino acids.